This is a messenger RNA of Scleropages formosus (Asian bonytongue), 5546 nucleotides long. Its product is annotated as protein kinase C and casein kinase substrate in neurons protein 1. The transcript is spliced from 11 exons. NCBI's taxonomy places the organism in Eukaryota, Metazoa, Chordata, Actinopteri, Osteoglossiformes, Osteoglossidae. The coding region runs from base 428 to 1774 and encodes 448 amino acids. Gene Ontology annotation, molecular function: protein binding; phospholipid binding. Gene Ontology annotation, cellular component: plasma membrane; cytoplasm; endosome. The record is from RefSeq and is a predicted model, not a curated record. Gene Ontology annotation, biological process: cytoskeleton organization; neuron projection morphogenesis; regulation of endocytosis.
CAUUGGAGUGGAACAUUACAGGAUUAUCCCGCACCCAUUGAUAAACACACACGUGCAUGCACAUGCGUGCACACACGCACACACACGCACAAACAAUAACACACUGUGCCCCCGCCAGGGCCGUUAGUAAAACAGUAACAAAACAUCCGACCGCUGCCACUGGACCGGAGAACGGGUUCGAUCGCGCUCACGCGCGCACACUCACACACACACACACACACACACACACACACACACACACACAAAAAGCACAUUACCUCACGGGCACGAAGACCCGCGGCACCUCAGUACUGCCAGAGCGGGUGUCUGUUCUUGAGCGAACUCCCGUUCACUGACCGCAGUGCUGAUGGAAGACGGCGGUGCAUGAAUAUCCCAGCUCUGCUGCAAACGCCUCCAGCUUCCAGCCCGCUUCCGCACGUCCAGGAAAAUGUCCGGCUCCUACGACGAAACUGCUGGCCUUGACGCGGCCACAGACAGCUUCUGGGAGGUAGGCAACUACAAGCGCGCCGUUAAAAGGAUUGAUGACGGCCACCGGCUGUGCAAUGACCUCAUGAACUGCCUGCAAGAGCGAGCCAAGAUCGAGAAAAGCUACAGCCAGCAGCUGACCGAUUGGUCCAAGAGAUGGAGACAGCUGAUUGAGAAAGGACCUCAGUAUGGCACAGUGGAGCGUGCCUGGCUUGCAGUGAUGACCGAGGCAGAUAAGGUCAGUGAACUGCACCAGGAGGUGAAGAACGGCCUGCUCAACGAGGACAUAGAGAAGGUCAGGAACUGGCAGAAGGACAGCUACCACAAGCAAAUGAUGGGUGGUUUCAAGGAGACCAAAGAAGCAGAGGAGGGCUUCAAGAAGGCCCAGAAGCCUUGGGCGAAGAAGCUCAAAGAGGUGGAGGCAGCCAAGAAGACAUACCACAUGGCGUGCAAGGAGGAGAAGCUGGCUGCCGCAAGGGAGGCAAACAGCAAGACUGAGGCCUCUGUCACCCCUGACCAGCAGAAGAAGCUCCACGAGAAAGUGGACAAGUGCAAGCAGGAUGUACAGAAGGCCCGAGAGAAAUACGACAAGUGUCUGGAGGAGCUGGGCAAGUGCACACCCCAGUACAUGGAGAACAUGGAGCAGGUGUUCGACCAGUGCCAGCAGAUGGAGGUCAAGAGGCUCACUUUCCUCAAGGAGGUGUUGCUGGACAUCAAACGGCACCUGAACCUCACCGAGAACCAAAGCUACGCCACUGUGUACUGGGAGCUGGAGCGAAGCAUCCUCGCUGCGAACACGCAGGAGGACCUCAAGUGGUUCAGUAACAACCAUGGCCCUGGAAUGCCCAUGAACUGGCCCCAGUUUGAGGAGCAAUUUGGGGAGUACAAUCCAGACCUCACCCACACAAUCACCAAGAAGGAGAAGGUCAAGAAACCCAAUGAGGGGGUCACCCUGACCAACGUCUCCACUGGGAGCGAUCACUUGCAGGCUGGCGACCGAGGCAGCGUGAGCAGCUACGACAAGAACCAGGCCUACUCCGCGGAGUGGUCCGACGACGAACAGCCAGCCUACUCCGGUAAUGAAACCAACGGCGGUGGAAACUCGUUUGAGGACGACUCGGGCGCCGGGAAGGGCGUGCGCGUGCGGGCGCUGUACGACUACGACGGCCAAGAGCAGGAUGAGCUGAGCUUUAAAGCCGGGGACGAGCUGACAAAGCUGGAAGACGAGGACGACCAGGGCUGGUGUAAGGGUCGCCUGGAUAACGGGCAGACGGGCUUGUACCCCGCCAAUUACGUGGAGGUCAUCUAACGUACCCUUGAGAAGGUGGAGACCCCAAUGGAGGCAGCUGAGACUGUUUCAUUCAGUGGUACUGAACAUAGCCAGAGACUCGAAAGCAACACUUCCCUUGUCCGGCAGACGCGCCAAGCAGUCCAAACCAACCAAUCACAGUCUUAGUAACUAAAAAAAAGACAAUAUAUCCACUGUAUGUUUAUCCAGUGUUGGCAGUGGGUCAACAGGGGUGGGGGGGUGUAAAUCAAAUCCACAGCGGUGCAGUAUUUAUUGUGGAACACAUAUGAAUAUCAACGCAAAUGCAGGGAAACGUUUUGCAUUUUUUGUGUAGCCGUGUUCAAUAUGAAUUUUGUGCAGAAGAUAUGACAUUUGUGUAGCCGUACAUUCUCCUAUAGCGAUGAGUAUUACAUAGCCAAUGAUAACCGUGUGGCUCGGACGAGCCGCACAUCGUGCAUCGUAGUAUAUCUGACGACAUUUUUGUGUAGCAGUCUUGAUGCUAUGCGUGUACUCUCGCAUCGGUAAUUCAGUGAAGCGUGCAAGAAAAAAACUAACGCUACACAUCGUAUUUUCGUGUGACUCGGUUGUUCCUGUCAACGGGUGCAUUCUAUACGUGUCGUUUUUUUUUUUUCCCUCCGUAUGCGAUACCACUUGUGUAGCAGCAUGUGCUAUGCAAUGUACAUUCUGUGCUUUUUCGACGAUGUCACACCGGAUGCUGUGUACUGUGGGGCGCGUAGCUCAGCCAUGUGAGCUGGACACAGAGCUGGGGGACGCGUUCCGUUUUCAUGGAGGCGUUAUGAAUUUUGACUCUCUUUCCAAGUUCCAGGAAAUUUGUCUAAAGAAGGAGAAAAUAACAGUUCCUAGCCACUGCUAACCUCGAGCCCUUGGUCCUGCAAAGCUUUUGGAAGGUUUUGAAGUGCCGUGAGCCUUUACUCAUAGAAAGAUGUCCCUUUUUGCUUCCUAUUUCCCACAUCUUACCGCUUCCAAGGGGUUACUGAUGAUGAGUGGGGGGCCGGAGAGCUGGCAAACCCAUGCGAGGGUAAUCAGUCCUUAACUGCCUGUCUGUGUUGGAAAAUCCAACGUAUAACCUCACGUCUACUUGAUAUUUGAUAUAACAAUACCGUGCUCUAGCAAGAUGGUACAUUUUAUCAUUAUUUCGUUGUUUUGCCUGCAUUCUCAUCCAAAGUGACGUGAAAUGGCAUUUUUCAGGUGAGCACCAGUAAUCCAAAGGGUAGGAGCGCUGUUCCUUAAACUGGCCGCCCAAAGCAAAUGUGUCCAUUUGGUGCUUUAUUCGGUUCCAUUCUGGCAUGUUUUCAAAGCGGCUUGUGACUCGAAAAAACAACUAGGAUUAACUAUGCUAGCGUUUCUCACGUUUGCUGUUGGACACACACACACCCUCCUCUCCCACCCGUUUGCUCUGAGCAGCAAGCACUCGGUUUCAGGGGAUGCCGGGGGACUAAGUGUCUCGUCGAGAGCCGCUAACCAACGGCCCUCGCUGAGAACGUCACGUGGGCCGAACUCAAAAGCCAAGCAGAAUUCUGUCUUUACGAAUUACGUGCUUUGCAUUUUCUCCUCCUUGCGACUGGACGUUCCUGCGAAUGAAUCAGCAGUUCAUGAGUUCCAUUCCACCAAACGGCCCAUAGGGGCAUAAACUGUAGACCAUAUACAAUAUAAGCGGUGGCUGUUGAAGAACACUUAAAUCAUACCUAGGUGUUUUAACCCUCCCUCCCUCCACUUACCUGAGAUGUACAUUUAGACAUCUAAUUAGAUAUAUUAAAAACAGAAAUGAGAAGAACAACGCUAUAUACUCAGUUUUAUUCAUGGAUUAGCUUAAGAUUCAGUGUUUUCCAGCAAAUGUGUCGGGAGCUGGGAAGUGCAGAUUUUGGCUGAGAGUCGCUGUGGUAAGUUCAGACCGCUCCGACGGAACCGUCCACUGACACCGUCCUCAAACCCCUCGAACCAAGGCGAGGGACCAGGGCAGGUGGUGUUACGCUCGGGCGUUGAGAUUGGAUGCUAUAGUGUUAAAAGAAAGUGAGUCUCAUCCUACUGGCAGCAGUGCUGCAGUUCCACCAUUAGGAUACACAUCAAUAGAAUAAAUAUCAUAAAUAACUUAUUUAUGUGUGCUAAAGAACAUGAUUCUCAAUAUUUCACUUAGGCGACUGAAAUAAAGGUUCUACUCAAUAACAUCUCCAUUAAAACAGAUUUUUCUUCAUAAAAGUGGCGUUUCCCAAGAAAUGCACCUGUGCCGCCACCUUCUUAGGUCAGCGUAGCCCGGUUUGUUUUCAGAGCCGGGAGCAGUGGGACGAGUUCUUCCCACGGAGCCGUGACGUGCGGAAAGCAGCCGGGGUUUGAGCGCGUAGGCCCUGCGUGAGCCGCGAAACACUCCGAGCGGAAUAGUGAUUCACGCCAACACCCUCGUUUCCCUUGGCGCCCAAGUACACAAACACGCACAGCUUGGGUUCUGAGCUUUGGGAAGAAUGGUACUUCGUCACAUUCGGUGUGUGUUAAUUCCGUGUGCUCAGAAAAAACUGAUUACUUAAAAAACAACGCGAGCAGUCGAACAAAGAGGCAAAGUGUGCCGUCUUGGGUGUAUGUGAUUAAAAAAGAAGACCAGGGGAAAUUUUAAAAAAUUAUGACCUGAUUUCAUUCUAUAUGUAUGUUUUUUUUCAUUAAAAUGGAAUUGUUGACUUGUCAGAGUGCAGCAGACUCGCACUUUAUGAUUUGUAUAUGACAAUGUAAUUUAAAAAAUAUAUUAUAUUGUAACUGUAAAACUGUGUGAAUCUAUCAAUGAAACAUGAAUAUAAGUAAAGCAGUAAAGAGAGGUAUAUAUGUAAAAGAUAUAUUUAUUUUUAUGUUUUUUUUUUUCAGUUUAAUACAUGUGGGAUGCAGCUACUACAGUGUCCUGUGAAAACUCUAUAUUAGCAAUAUAAAAGAAACAUGUAUGUUUAAAGUCAUAGCUCUUAAUCCUUGAAGUGGUGCAGCACCGGCCCAUUUUAAGAUGAAGGAAAAAGAAAUGAUUAAAAGGAACGGUUAAGCUAUUUAUUAAAGAAAAUAAAAAAUGACAAGUCUCCGGAAGGUGGAUCAGCGGAGUUAGGAACAGUGACAGAUCAAUUUUGGUGAAUGACCACUAAAAGCUUUGCUGUGGAAAUCUAACCUAGUGGGUCAUUGCUUAUUGAUUGCCUGACAAAUGUGAGAUUUUAUAAUAAUUUUACAUAAACUACAUUUAGUGCAUUCUGUAACUCACUUUAGUCUCACUUAAGUGGUACAAAUUAUAACCUUCUUUGGUCGCAGUUUCCCAAACCGCUGCACCACCCGAUGGGCAAAAUAUCUCCGUUCUCGUUGGUCACAGAAGCGCAGAUACUCUGCACCUGUUGUGAAGUCAGUGGUGUGACAACUCGUUCGGUAUUGUGGACCAGUAAAAAGUACCAGUAGUACUCACUUGGGUUAAAAACAAAUAUUAAUGGGUCACUUUAGGCUCACUUGAGCACUGGGGGCACAUACCCCCCCUCCCUUGUCCCCCAACCCUUUGUAACACCUAUGUGUGAAAUACUCAAAAAUACGAACAUCGUAACAAAGAAGGCACACAGAUUGUGCUCAAAGGUGUGCCAGGUGUACCUACUACAGACAUGGCAAAAUUUGAAGAAGUUGAAUUAAACUCUGUAUUGCUUGCUUAUUGUUUCCUGCCCCCGACUGGGUGCUACUGGAAAAAAAGUGACGGGAACAGGAGUCUGACCUUUCAGUCUCUGUUGGAGGCGGUCAAAAUAAAGUGAGGCUGAAGUGAUGCCGAAAAGGU